AUGGCUACUGGAGCCGUUUUGUGCAAGCAGGAGCUGAAGAAGCUCUUGAGGAACGACCGACACUACUACUCAACUCCUGAACUGAAUGAUGUGCUCUUUCUUCAUUUCAAAGGCUACCGAAAGUUAGAAGCCCUUGAAGAAUUCACCGGACUCCGAACACUCCAUGCUGAGACGAACGCCUUUGGAAAGAUUGAGGGCCUCGAUGCAUGCACGGGUCUCCGUUCUCUCUAUUUACAAGAGAACUGCAUCAGAAAGAUCGAGAACCUUGAAAAGCUCUCUGAACUUCAAACCUUGAACCUUUCUAGCAACUUGAUCGAAACGAUAGAAAACCUGGGCCACAAUCCGCUUCUGCGAACGCUUCAACUCGAAAGGAACUACAUCGGACGCAAUGGAAGACAGGAUUUCGAUCAUCUUGCCUGUCUAAAGGCCUUGGCAGUUCUAGAUUUGUCGAACAACCAAAUCGAGGACCCCGCCAUUGUUUUUGAGGUGCUUUCUCAUCUUCCGUGUUUGAAGGUUCUCUAUCUGAAGGGGAAUCCAGUGAUUCGGCAAAUACAGAAUUACAGGAAAACCGUCAUUGUGACCCUGAAAGAAUUGACGUACCUCGACGACCGGCCUGUCUUCAUAGACGAACGUCGAUGCGCGAUGGCCUUUGCCCAAGGAGGACUCCAGCAAGAAAGAGAGGAGAGAGAAAAAAUUCGCAAGGAAAAAGAACUUUCCCAUGAGAAAAACCGACAGGCUUUUAUGAAGCUGAUUGAGGAAGCGCAACGCCUACGAAGGGAGAUGCUAGACAUGAGGGCAGAAGAUCGAGAGGACGACGAUUUACAUAACUACUUGGAGAACCUAGAGCGCAAUCGGUUUAAUUCAACGCAGGCCCCGCUGUCUGAGGAUGAAAAUGGUCGCCAAGUAGAAGAAACCGCUCGUGCACUGAGAGAAGCCAGCGCUGCACGAAAUGCCCGUCAUCUCGACUCCAUUCGGUCUAGAGAAACGCAGCUGCUUCCAGAGCUAGAAAUGCUCUCCUUUGCUACGCCGCCUACAGGGACUCCAACAACUGAUCGGAGUCAUGUUGUGCCUAGCCUGGGUGAAAGCCUACCAGACGACAGCUGGAGCAUUGCGACGAGUCAGAGUAACUCUGGAAAGGAUGCAUGCUCAGAUUGUGAACAGAAGGAGGAGUCCGAUGAUGUCGGCUCCAAUCCAGGUCGAAGCAAGUCCGACAGCUCCGAAUGUUCGGGUGGAACAGAAGCCAAUGCGGCACACGUGGACAUCGACACUCCUCGUGAGCGAAGCGUGCGCCGAAACGAGCUUAACUUUGACGCAUUGGACUAA
Molecule: messenger RNA, 1323 nt
Organism: Toxoplasma gondii ME49
Lineage: Eukaryota; Apicomplexa; Conoidasida; Eucoccidiorida; Sarcocystidae
Product: leucine rich repeat-containing protein
Exons: 7
Coding region: 1-1323 (440 amino acids)
Molecular function (GO): protein binding
Source: RefSeq, a predicted model, not a curated record